This is a messenger RNA of Linum trigynum, 360 nucleotides long. The record is from the annotation of a GenBank genome assembly. NCBI's taxonomy places the organism in Eukaryota, Viridiplantae, Streptophyta, Magnoliopsida, Malpighiales, Linaceae.
AUGGUAGAGGAUCCGAGGCAGUUGGAGAAGAGGUCACUGGAGGAUGACAUGAGAGCACUACUGGGCUUAGAUCGUGACGAUUUGGACCACGAGGCGCAGGUUGGAGAGAUCUCCAGAGAGUCUAAGUGGCACUCGCACCCACAGAUAUUGAGUGACAACCGACCUCAUCGCGAGUUCACGGAUGCUGAUACGUUGAGACACGAGAUGUGGAUGGAGAUAGCUGCCGUGAUGGAUGGUGCACAGGGUAGUAGGGUGGAGUGGCAUGCUAGGUCCAACGAGUACUAUGACUUAUGUCAUGGAGUUGGGAACAUGUGGCCCGAGUUUAGGAGGAAGUGGGGUUUUCUACCACCUCCACAGUAG